Messenger RNA from Myripristis murdjan (pinecone soldierfish), 1647 nucleotides. Its product is annotated as 5-hydroxytryptamine receptor 3C-like. Gene Ontology annotation, cellular component: membrane. Bases 1 to 1647 code for a protein of 548 amino acids. Lineage: Eukaryota; Metazoa; Chordata; Actinopteri; Holocentriformes; Holocentridae. Gene Ontology annotation, molecular function: transmembrane signaling receptor activity; extracellular ligand-gated monoatomic ion channel activity. The record is from RefSeq and is a predicted model, not a curated record. The transcript has 11 exons. Gene Ontology annotation, biological process: monoatomic ion transmembrane transport.
AUGCCCUCCCAAGUGUUCAGUCUCAGCCACAGCCCCUUUCUGAUGUUCAGCAGUCAGAGGGGCUCCGACCGUCUGAACUGGAACCCUGCAUCCUGCUACAGUGUGGGAACACAGCACACUGUUUUACCAGUUACCAAUUACCAAAGUGAAGAUCUCUGUGAUGGGGAGCUGCUGCAGCUUAGCAAGUGUGAGGAGCCGUUAGAUGACAGCUACAGAUGGAAGGCCCAUGGGGCUUUUGUCAGGUCAACAGUGAAGUGCAAGGAGGAAGACUCACAUUUUGGAGCAACAUUGAAUUGCAGCAGCCCUACUCCCGAAGCCCUGUUUGAUGCCCUCGACAAGGAACUGUUCUCUAAAAAACUUUGGCGUCCUGUAAAACAUUUUUCAACCCCAACUAAUGUAAACAUAUCUUUCACCCUGGUGGGAAUUUUAGGAGUGGAUGAAAAAAGCCAGUCCCUUACCGUUUUCUUAUGGCAAGUCCUUGAGUGGAAUAUAGAGGGGUUGAGUUGGGAUGAGGAAGAAUGUGGAACUUGGAGAGUCUCUAUCCCUCGAGACAAUCUGUGGGUCCCAGAUGUCUACAUCUCAGAGUUUAUGGAUGAGGACCAGUCUCCCCAGACUCCCUAUGUGUACUUAGACAACAAGGGUCAUAUAUACGACGAUAAGCCGCUCAGGGUGGUCAGCACUUGUCAAUUAGGAAUCUACACGUUCCCCUUCGAUGUCCAAAACUGCUCUUUGACCUUUGGAUCCUAUCUGCACUUUGGUUCGGACAUAAGGAUGGUUCAAGACUACGAUGUCAAGGGCAUUCUGGAGGAGUCCAGAGAAGUGAUGCAAACCAGCGGGGAAUGGGAGCUUGUUGACCUCAAGGCAGCUCCGUCAGUCCUUGAGUUAGAUGUGGGCAGCUACUAUGAGAUUAAAUAUUUUCUUGUUCUUAGGCGUGUACCACUCCUCUAUGUGGUGAACCUCUUGAUUCCCAGCUGCUUCCUGAUCACAGUGGACCUCUUCAGCUUCCUGUUGCCCCCUGAGAGUGUGGACCGCUCUGCCUUCAAAAUGACCCUCAUCCUGGGCUAUGCUGUAUUCCUCCUGCUAAUGAAUGACCUGCUGCCUGUCACUGGAGAGACCGCACCCCUAAUCAAUAUUUUCUUCUCCAUCAGUUUCGCUCUGAUGGUGGCCAGCCUGUUGGAGACGGUGUUUGUCACUCAUGUCCAGUUCAGUUCCAGUCGCUACAAUGCGGUGCCUCACUGGCUCAGCGUCCUCGUGCUGCAGUAUCUGGCUCGAGUCGUUUGUAUCCCUCCCAAACAACCCAGCAACCGAGUCACAGUCAUCAUCAACCCCAAGGCUACAGAGAUGAGCAUCAGCAUCUCGCCUACUGCUGGUGAAAAGGCACAGCCUCCGAUCCACAUCUCAGCAGAAGUUUCUCCAGAGAAACCUCCUCCGAACCCGUUGGAGCCGGCACUAGACGAGCUGAGGAAGCUGAGCAAAGAUGUCUUGGCCAUACGCCUCCAGAUGGAUAAACAUUUCCAGGGGAGCGAGAGCUCAAGGGAAUGGCAAAUGGUCGGAGUGGUCAUCGACCGUCUACUAUUCGGCAUCUACAUAGUCUUCAUCACUAUGAGCUUCAUCACUAUUACCUGUCUCUGGAUCUGGAGGAACUAA